CAUACCCACUCACAGCUGGGAAGCCCUGUGGAUUGUGUAACAGCUGCUGCCGAAACUUUUCCACUGAAGUGAUCAGAAAGAAACCCAAGGGUUGAUGUUCUCCCGAAUAUGUGAGGAAAAGGGGAGUUAAAAUGAAUUCUUCCUUGUGGGGACAAGACUCAGAAAAUGUUACCGGCAACUGCUCCAUCGAUGGCUUCAAACGCAGCGUCUACCCAGCCACCUACCUGCUCACCUUCACUCUGGGUCUGAUGGGCGGUGCCGUCUCCCUGUGCUCCUUCGUCAGCCUUAUCAGGACGAAGGGGCGCUUAACCGCAGUCAACCUAUACAUGCUCAACCUCCUGGUGUCGGAUCUCAUGCUGGUGUGUUCCCUCCCUUUCCGCGCCGCCUACUAUCUGAUGGGCUCCAAUUGGAUUUUCGGAGAUGUCACCUGCCGGGUGAUAUCCUUCGUCUUCUACAUCAACAUGUACAGCAGCAUCUACUUCUUGAUGGUGCUAAGCGUGAUGCGCUACCUGGCCAUCACCCACCCAUACAAGUAUGUGCAGCUCCAGAGUAGCCGGAGCUCCUGGGUCGUUUGCCUGCUGGUUUGGGUCGUGGUGUCCCUAGCGUCCACCCCUCUGCUGGGCGCUGGGAGUGUCCAAGAUAGAGGCCACACCAGGUGUUUAGAUCUGGCCAAAAAGAAUGUGGACACUAUUGUCAAAAUGAACUACGCCUCCGUUUUCCUGGGCUUCGUCCUGCCCUUUGCGGUGAUCUCCUUCUGCUAUGUCUUUGUGGUGCACAGCUUGCUCAAGCCCAGAGAGGUGCGGGGGCCCAAGAGGCCCUGCUACAGGAAGUCCUGCGCCCUGGUGGUCAUUGUCCUUGCCAUCUUCUUCAUCUGUUUCCUGCCCUACCAUGUGGUCCGUAUCCUCUUCCUCCAUGCGGAGUGGCAGCUAACCAGGAAUGUUUAUGCGAGUUCAUGCCACUACAUAGAAGGUCUGCACAAAGCUGCCGUCGUCACGCUCUGCCUGGCCGUUGCAAAUAGCUGCUUGGACCCCCUCCUUUUCUUCUUUGCUGGGGAGAACUUUUGGAAGUUCUGCAACAGAAAGGGUAAACUUGUACCUAAAAGCAGAAAUGUGCUCAGAAAGAUGGUGAACAUGCCCAACACUGAACUGCAGGAACUAAAAGCCUAA
Molecule: messenger RNA, 1166 nt
Organism: Megalops cyprinoides (Indo-Pacific tarpon)
Lineage: Eukaryota; Metazoa; Chordata; Actinopteri; Elopiformes; Megalopidae
Gene: cysltr2b
Product: cysteinyl leukotriene receptor 2b
Exons: 2
Coding region: 132-1166 (344 amino acids)
Biological process (GO): G protein-coupled receptor signaling pathway
Cellular component (GO): plasma membrane
Molecular function (GO): G protein-coupled receptor activity
Source: RefSeq, a predicted model, not a curated record